This is a messenger RNA of Rasamsonia emersonii CBS 393.64, 4335 nucleotides long. Its product is annotated as Sec7 domain protein. The transcript has 2 exons. The record is from RefSeq and is a predicted model, not a curated record. NCBI's taxonomy places the organism in Eukaryota, Fungi, Ascomycota, Eurotiomycetes, Eurotiales, Trichocomaceae. Gene Ontology annotation, molecular function: guanyl-nucleotide exchange factor activity. The coding region runs from base 1 to 4335 and encodes 1444 amino acids. Gene Ontology annotation, biological process: regulation of ARF protein signal transduction.
AUGGGCUUGGAUAAUUUCCCACGGCCGCCGACACACCGGUCUGCCGCCGCUGCACCCGGUUCCAGAGGGUUUCAAUCGCGUGACCGCCACGAAAACUAUUCUCCUCCUCGAACACCCCCCCUCCAGAGUAGCAAACAGAAAUCCCCGCCGCAGGGGCUGGGUCUUCGACCGUCUUACCCGGAGACGUUUCUGGACGACACGAAUAACGGUGACAAUGGCAGGACCAGCGAGUCAGGGGAUGACCAGGAUCCCCAUGAUUUGUCCCUGUCUCCAAAGCAUGUAACGCGCACUUCAGUCGUUGAUAACAUGCUCCUUUCGCUCGACCAAUUCUCAUCUGGCUCUCCAUUCCUGGAUGAAUACCGCUUCCUCGGCGCUGCAGUAGACGCUGACCCUUACACAUCGAGCUCCCGAUUCCCCAUGACGAAACGGGGGCGCGGUCGGGGCCAUACUUUCUCCUCGUCCAUGUCCUCUGAUGUUGAUCCCGGUGUGGACGAAAAUACUGGCCAUCAUACCAUCCCUCCCUCGAGGGGUCAUCGAAGCAACAGCAAUACCACCUACCAACAAGGCCCACGAAGAUACGACAGCCUACGCAGCCGAGGAAGCGGAUACGAAGGUUCACGAACCUCGGGCCCAGGAGACAGCUCGCAAGGACGCCAUGCCCACUCGGCUCGGCAAGAAAGCCAGAGCAGCGUCUCCAGUGCAGAAUAUAACCACGAGAGACGCUCUGCGAGCCUCGACUAUGGGUCGAGACCGUUCUACAUGUCAGACUCUAUGCCAGGGACCGACCUGUUACCGGAUGACAUUGAGGCGGCUCCCACUCCGACCGUCCCGGCGGGACCCCGGCGCGAUCUCCCUAAUUCUACAAGUGAUUACUCGGGAAUAUCGCCAAAUUAUCCGCCUCCUCGCACUCCAGCCCUGUCCCGGAGGAAUAGCAACAAGUCCGCCAAAAGCACAGCCACACGGAAAGGCCGCUCUGAGACGCUGGGAACGACCGCUGUCAAGGGAAGAGAGGACGGUGAUGCACCACCACCUCCUCCUCUGCCAUCGUCCUAUGUCGAUCCCUCCGCACCCAGUCCUACAAUCUCUUUCCAAAAGCCCAUCUUCCCUCCGGCGCCAGAACCAGCUCCGGCCGUCAAGGAGCGCCCUGGUUUCUUCCGACGCGUGUUCGGUUCCUCAAAGAACUCAUCGUCGACAUCUGAUUCCCCAUCCACUCAACCGCCCCAGAUUGGCCUGUUUGGCCCGGAAAAUGACUCCAGCGUGAGGGGUGGGAAACAACCACCAAGAUCGAAUCCUGUCGGAAAUGCUCCGCCCAACCAAGAGCACUCUUCGCCUGUGGUGUCCAAGAAGACCUCUUUCUUCCGGCGGCGGAAGAAGUCGGUCGCGGAUCACAUCCCGCCUCCGCUGAAUCUCUCGGUGGGUGGUCUUAAGCCUCUGGAUCAGCUCCAACCAGAGCCGAGUCCCGUGAGCAGCCUCAGGAAAGUCAUGAAUCCUUAUCUGGCAGACUCGUCCUCCCCUGCCGGUUAUGAUCCCAAGGGAGAUUCUGAUGGAGAGAACGCAUAUAACCCGGAGCCCGACCAGCCCUUGCCCCGGGACCAUGCAGCGCGCCCUGCCGCGCGAGAGGAGCGAGCAGUCGAGGGUUCGGCCAAGAAUGGCAUGCUGAGAACCAAACAUAGCCUCAAUCUUCCCGUUCCGUCCCAUGAGAACGAUGAGUCCUUCCUGGCUGACAGCAGUGGCAACGAGGCCACCAGCUCUCCAUUCUCCAGUGAGAGGCCUGCGCGACCGAAGACAAGCCCUGAGGCUCCUGGCCAUGGGUCGGUGUCUGAUGGUGAUUAUCAUCAGUCCUUCCUCAAUAGCAAACUCUCCGUCCCGACACAAUCGUCCGGCAAGGAUGGACGGGCAUCGAAUAACAAAAACAAGGAUUGGCUUGACCCGGCCUCCUCGGAAGAGCCUCUUCCUAAGGAGGGUGGUGCCGAGUCUGGCCGAGCUUCCAACUCAGACGUCUCGCAGUAUCACACUGCUUCCAACACCCCCUUGAUCGAUACUCCGCUGGAAGAGUCAAAAUCCCAGGCUCAGCCAUCGGGCAGUGAGACGGCUGGUGAUCGGGGCGGUGUGACCGAUCUGGCCGAUGAUGAUACUCCCACUCCUGCAGACCGCGAACAAGCACGCAGACUGUUCGAAAACCAAGAUGAGGUGGUGGGCAAUGAGCCCGCGGCGGCAUGGCUGGGAAGUCCUGAUCGCGCCAUGAUCAGGAAAGCGUAUAUGGAACUUUUCAACUGGACUAAUGUUGAUAUCCUCGGAGCUCUGCGUUCCCUGUGCACGAAAAUGGCACUGAAGGGUGAAACGCAGCAAGUUGACCGAGUCUUGGAUGCGCUGUCCGCGCGGUGGUGUGAAUGCAAUCCCAAUCACGGCUUUAAGGCAGUUGAUGUUGUUCACACUAUUUGUUACUCGCUUCUUCUCCUCAACACGGAUCUUCAUGUAGCAGAUAUUGAGCAGAAGAUGACGAGGAAUCAAUUCGUUCGCAAUACAAUGCCAACUAUCUACCGGGUAGCGGUCGAUGCGGCCCCUGAUGGCUUCGAAGCGCCCCGUCCGGGCGGCAAAUCGCGAUCCCACGCCAAACUGUCCGAAUCUGUCAGUGGGCCUGCGAAGUCUCCCACCAUUCCGCCUGGUGACCUCCGUCUGAGUGCCGGGGACAGUGGCGUUUUCUGUAAAACUCCCAAGUCUCCGGACUCGGAUUCCCCUAGUUCCAGUGUCGGGCCUCUGGUCAAUACACCUUUCCAUGGCACCAUCAAGGAAUGGGAGGCGCAGAUUGAAGCCGUGCUGAAGGACUUUUACAACUCAAUCCAGAAGGAACGGCUUCCUCUGUAUGGCUCUCGGCCUGACGGUGAAGCCGUUGGACCAUCCUCGAACACGCAUCUUGGCCAUGGGCUUCGUCGCAGUCCGAGCACACUAAGCAAGAGUGGCUCUGAUAUCUAUCCUCGAGGUCGCUCCGCGGAUUCCAGAUUGACCACUGGGCGAUGGUCGUCGAAACCCCGAUCACGCGCGAGACUCUAUCCGGCCUCGAAUAUCGCUUCCAGUCGGACUAGCCUCGACGAACAGUCCUCCGUCUGGAGCCCCUCGGCGUCGAGCACCUGGAGCAAGAACUCGCUGGGUAAGACUCUUACCUCCGUGUCGGUCGAUUCGCUCGGUUCCGAAUACCCACGGGGCGAUUAUCAGCAGUCCAUUGGUUUUGCGAAUGCUCUAAGUCACGCAAUCAUCCGUGAAGACUCGGCACACUCCAUAGCGAGCAUGGAGGAUACCGCCGGGAACACCGCUCUUCUCGAAGAUGAGAGCUUGGAACUGGCAGGUGCCCCAUGGGCAAAGGAGGGAAAUCUGAAGCAUAAGCAGCAUCUAGACGCAGUCGACAAGCGUGCCAAGGACCGCAAUUGGAACGAUUGUUUUGCCGUGAUUCAACGUGGCUGGCUGCGCCUCUUUUCGUUCAAUUCCAAUAGCCGCUCUAAGGGGUCGAAAGCCAAACAACGUCAGGGUGGCGGCGUCGUGGUCGGAGGGGGGAACUGGAUGGAGAAUGCCGAGGAAGUCUGGAAAUUCCUCCUCCGCCAGACGAUUGCGAGUGCUCUACCCCCGCCGGGUUACUCCAAGUCUCGACCCCAUGUGUGGGCCCUUAGCCUACCGACCGGUGCCGUCCAUCUGUUCCAGGCGGGCACCGCAGAGAUAGUGAAGGAGUUUGUGUCGACCGCCAAUUAUUGGAGCGCUCGACUCUCCAAGGAGCCCUUGAUUGGAGGCGUCAGCAACAUGGAAUAUGGUUGGAGCGAUGCGAUCAUCAACAGCGCCCUGAUUCAUGUCGACAGUCGUUCGCCUCCGUCUUCGUCCGGGGCGGCCAGACCCAGCCUCCAGAGCUCGAUCCGCAGUUCCAUUGACCAGCAGGGUGUCCGAGCCAAGCUUCCAGCGGACCGCGUCCAUAUCAGCGAUUGGACGCCUCCGCAGCAAAGCAUGAUGGCGUCGACUUUGAGCGAGGCCGAUCAGUUGAAGGCCCUCCAGAACUACGUGAAAAACGUGGAGGAAGAGUUGCAGAAGCACAAUGAGCUCCGACAACCCAUGAUGCUGGCGUUCUCUCCGAGACAUCCGAAUGCGGCUAAGGCCAUGGCCAACUGGGAACGCAAGUCCUCAUACCUGCUGCGGGAGAUUGUCAAGUUCCGCACCUACAUCGAUGCGUUGCAAGCCGCCCAGGCUCAGAAGGAGAAGAUCUACGCCUCCCGGGCAGAGAACAACGAAGGCGACGACAACACUGCCGAGGCGCCAUCUGGUGAAGGCCGGCAUGUGGCCGAUGUUUCUGCGUAG